CGAGCAAAUCGUCAAGGUCUUGGAUGCUUGUUGGCAAGGGUUUGCUUCGUUUGGACUCUCCAAACCGUAAGAUAGCGGUCCGUGUGUCAUUGUGCCGUAUGGCCAUCAUAAACUAUCACUAACAUUUAGCACUUACAUCCAUAUCCUGUUUCAUUAAUUGUUUCCAGGUAAGAUGCCCCGCUGAUCCUGAUAGACCUGCCGCAAAGCCAGCCUCGCCACAAUGAGCCGCUCUAAAGAAAAAGUCUCCGGCAUCUUUCGGAAGCUCUUUAAAUCUUCCACGAGAGACGGCGAAGGUCCUAGCAAACCCAGCACUUCAGGAGCAGCAAACGGAUCUCCAGCGAGACGACUGCUACGUGGCUGUAAUACCGUCUCCCCAGCUGCAUCCCAAUCUAGCCCUAUUUUCGGUUCGAAAUGCAAACGCGACGAAUCACAGAACAAAACCGUCAGAGCAAGGAGACUCAUGAAGGAGCUGCGCGACCUGCAGAGACUGCAGGACUCCAAAAGCGAACCCACCUUCACCGUCGAGCUGGUGGACGACAACCUCUUCGAGUGGCACGUGAAACUCUUCAAAGUGGACAGUGAAAGUGACUUGGGCAACGACAUGAAAGACUUGGGCAUCGCUCACAUCCUCCUCAACCUGAUUUUCCCGGAAAACUUUCCCUUCUCGCCGCCGUUUAUGCGCGUUAUUUCUCCCAGGAUAGAGAAGGGUUUCGUGAUGGAAGGUGGCGCCAUCUGUAUGGAGCUGCUCACGCCCAGAGGGUGGGCUAGCGCGUACACGGUGGAGGCGGUCAUCAUGCAGUUCGCUGCGAGUGUGGUGAAGGGCCAGGGACGGAUACAGAGGAAAAACAAGGGCCAGAAAGUGUUCAGCAGGCGUACUGCAGAGGAAAGCUUCAGAUCUCUCGUCAAGACUCACGAUAAGUAUGGUUGGGUGACCCCUAGCUUGGCCGACGGGUAGGUCGAGCGACUGUUCAAAACGAAACCGUUCCAUUUUUGUGUCAAAUUUAUAUUCUACGGUAGAUGUACUGUGUUCACUAUAAAUGCAAGGGAGAGAAAACAAUGGUAAUGGUAUAUAAAUGACCUGUCUUUAAGAAAUGUCUCUUACAAAUCAUACAGAAAUUUGACUUGCAUAAAGUAUAUCUGAAAUUUAAGUCUACCUAAUAAGGGUUUUAUGCCAAUGCGAAAAAUUCUGAAAAUGGUUCACAAGUUUCUGUGAUGAAUAUAGAGGUAUUGCUUCGCAAAGCUCCAAAGCAAAGUAAGGGUCAGUUUAUCGAAUAUAUAAGCCAUAACUCAAUGAAUAUGCAUAACUUUGAAGAAGGAAAAUCACCACUUUCACUCAUUUCAUGAAUUCUAAUAUUUAUGAAACAAGGAUAAUGAUGAUAUUAAGAAGAAAUUUUCUGAUAUUAACAAAAAUCAUCAUCAACCACCUGGGAAAAAGUAUAACGUAGAUUGACUAGCUCAACUUAAUUCGUGGCUAAAGUCAUGUUGAUUAUUGCCACGAAAUGUUCAAGAAAUCACCUAUGUGGGUAGAAAACAAUUCUGUUUCUGGCCAAGUAUUUUUCACUAAGGGAAGUAAAAAAUGGAUCUUUCCACUUAUUUGAAAUAACCGCAUAGGUGAACACUAUUUUAUUUACUUCUUUACAAUUUUUUGUAGUAGUUUUUUCAAAAUUGAUUGAAAUAGAUAGUCAUGACGACGUCACUAACAUCCGUUAUGAACUUGGCAACACCGUAAACGGAUUCACAUUGAAUAAUUUGAUUUUCUUCUUCUUCUUCAUGUAUUUUUGUUAACGUUGUUUAACAAGGCAAGCCUUGACAAAACGAAUAUUUUUUUGCCAAAAAGCGGUGCUUCAUUAACACACAAAAAUUUAUGUUUCUCUAUUUUCUUCAAACUAACGAAAGUUGCUUCACUCAAAAUGUUCUAUCUCACAAACUAAUAGUAUAACAACUGUGAAACUGGUACAUGUGUCGUCUUUUGAAAGUUAGGGUUAACUAAAAAUGAUAUGGAUUCAAUACUAGAGGCGCCAUCUGUGUGUCAGACUACGAAGUUUUCAGCACAUUCAUGUUGAAUCCAAUAGGCCUUUUCAUCACAAAUAUUUUUUUGCGCAUUCUUCAGUAUCAGCCAUGUUUUUCGUACUGUUUUUUGUAAACAACCAUGUUAAAGAGCCCGCAACUCAUGUUUUGAAGAUUAAAGUAUAAAUUGAAGUUUAUUAAUUGUAAAAAAAGUUUGAAAAAAGUAAAGUAGUAAGUCAAAAUAAUCAGAAAACAUUUUUUAUACUCCAUUAUAAUUAUGUUAUCUGUACGAAAAGUAACAACAAAACGGUGUUGUUAUGGAGUAUGCAAAAAUGAUACAGGAUACAUUUAACUAUGAAACUAUAAAACUAUUUUAUAAAUUUUCCAAAGCCUUGUCUUCAAUAUAGCAAAAAAAAUCAAAUCAUCAAGUAAAUUACAUAUUAAAGCAUGUGCAAAAUAUGCGAAAUGUUAAUUAUAGGUGAAAAAAUGUGGCAGGAGUGACCGAGGCUUUAAAUCUAUUGAUGAUGUUACCAAAGAUACUUAUAUUUGCUCACUACAUUUCAUUGGAGAAAGUGGUCUAACUGAACAAAACCCUGAUCCUUUAAGCUAUCAGGAAUUUCAACAUAUGUACAUUAUUCCUUAUUGCAUUUUCUACUGUAAAUUUUAUAUAUAUUAUGUUGUAUUAAAUAUUUCCCUCUAUAAAAAUUACUAAACAUAUUCAAUUCAGUAUUUACGUAUUUGUCUUAUUAAUAAUGUCAUAUGUACAGCCACAAAAUAUUAAUGGCUUGAUUUAUAUAAUAUUCCUUGCCUUGCCAUUGUUGAUUAAAACAGUACGAAUGUUUUGAAUUACCGCCAUUUCAAUAUGACAGCUACGCUUGCGCUCGUCUUAUGAUGAAAAGGUCUAUUAUAUACACAUGGUUGAAGGUGUACUGUUUACUUACUCAUUCUAUAGAAAAAUACUGUUACCUACGCCACUGUAUAGGUAUAGAAGUUAACUUCUACUUUUACACUCUCACAAUAUCGCUACAAGGGACACCAUGUGAAACUUCUGAAGCCAUACAGGGUUAUUCACGAGUGAUUGUUAGAUAGAUUUUAGGUUAAGGAUGAAACAAAAUUGAAUAUUCUCCUAAUACGAGAUUGUCUAGACAGAGAGGCUCUGUAAAUAGAUAAUAACAUGACACCAAUUCGAAACACUAAUUCUUGGAAAAAAUAUUGUUACAUGAACAAUUUUUACUCAAAAGUGUUUUCUUGGAUGUCAUCAAACUGCGCCCACUACAAAAAAUCACAUAACUUUUUCAUUCUUAGCUUUGUUAGUUGUAGCUUUUUUAUUAUUGAGUUUAUGAAAAUUAUAUUUCUGAUGUUAUACAUUGAAUAAGAUGUUCAAAUUUUGACAGAUGCUCACCAUAUAUUUUAUAUAUCAGACUUAAGUACCUGUAGACUUUUAGCUUUGAUACUGGAGGAGCUUCUAAUCAAAAAUCAAAUGAAAAAUAGAUAUAUCGAAGUUAUUUCCCGGAUUUAUUUGCCAUGGUCUGCAGGUUUUCACGACGUUUCGUCUUCGAAUGCUGUGAAUAUCAAGCGAUGUGAGAAAGAAAGAAGUGUCCUAAUGCUUCUCACAGCGCGUAUAUACCUACUACCUACAAUAUAGAUGGUUUGGUUUAAUUCCUUUGGUGUUGGACAUGACUUGUUCAGUUAAAUGCAGGUAGCUCGACUUUAUUAAUGUUAAUUCUCUGUUCGGUUGAAAUUGUCUCUAUAUUUCUGAAAUUAUAUUAUCUCUCUAUAUAGUCUUGGACUCGGAGAGGGCAACCAAUCGCUUUCGAAUAGACCAAAGUGCUCGAUAUAAUUCAGAACCACUAUCUAGGAGCCAUUAGAUUGGGAGGCGAUAGAAAUUCAGAAACACAGAGAUCAUUUCAACUGAAAGAAAGAGGGAAUGGAAGAAAUAGUCUGGCUACCUGGACUAAAUAAUACCAUAAGAAUGAUAUUCAGCCGUCCACCAAUAGAAUGAAACUUUAGUUCAGGAAUAUCCUGCAAAACAUGGCCAUCGAACUUAUAAAAUAUAUUUGACACAGUGAUUAUACCGGGAGCCGUUUCAUUUGACUUUUUGACUGCUGGUUCCUACCCGUUUACAGUCAGUAUUAAUUGAAUAACAAUCGAUUAUCGAGAUUUGUUGUUACUAUAUGUGUAUUUAGUUCUUAUAUGUAUAAAUUUCGUCUUCCGAUAUAUUUCUUGACUAGAAAAGGUAAAUUUGUCGUUAUUAUCAUUAGGACAUGGACAUUUGUAUUUGAAUCGUGUUAUUUAAAUUAAUCUGAUGAAUGUUAACCGAAUAUAUGAAUGUUUUUAUUA
Messenger RNA from Leptinotarsa decemlineata (Colorado potato beetle), 4347 nucleotides. RefSeq names its product ubiquitin-conjugating enzyme E2Q-like protein 1. NCBI's taxonomy places the organism in Eukaryota, Metazoa, Arthropoda, Insecta, Coleoptera, Chrysomelidae. The record is from RefSeq and is a predicted model, not a curated record.